Molecule: messenger RNA, 2207 nt
Organism: Glycine soja
Lineage: Eukaryota; Viridiplantae; Streptophyta; Magnoliopsida; Fabales; Fabaceae
Product: protein PLASTID MOVEMENT IMPAIRED 2-like
Exons: 2
Coding region: 194-1942 (582 amino acids)
Source: RefSeq, a predicted model, not a curated record
CUCGUUUGUUAAUUAUUUCAGGGCUAGGCUAGCUAGCUUUAAGUUAUACUACGUGUACUUUGUGUUACCCUUUUGCAACUACUAGUUCAAAGUGACACUUAUUUUAUAGAACAAACUAUAAGUGAACAGCUCUGAUUAUGCAUCUGAAUUAAACCUUCAUCAGUUCGGUAGUGGUUCCAAACAGGAAUAGGAUAUGGAUGGCUCAGCCUCAAAGCCUGGUCACACAACAAGAGGAGUUGGUUUGGUUAAAGCUUCUGUUAACUUAUAUGGCAACAGGAUUGAAGAUGUCAAUAGUCCUUCGCUGAAAAAAUAUUUCUCAACGAAGCAAUCUUCUAAAGCAAAAGAACUCCACAGAGCAAGCAAGGAUAUGGUUCGAUACAAAGAGACCAAACGGGUAGCAGAAUCUGCAAAAGCUCAAGCAGAAGCUAAGCUUUCCAAUGCCAAACAGACAGUGAAAGACCUUUUCUCUAUGAUUGGGGAAUCUAGCUACAAGGCAAAAGCCCGAAUGCGAGAUGUGGCACCACUAAAGGAGUAUGGGAAACCAAGCAAGAAUGAUGAUGAUAAUGAGUAUUCACAAGUUAUGAGAGAAUUGGAACAUGCUAAACGGGAAUUUUUCCAACUUAAGCUUGAUGUGGCUUCUGUUUUGGAGGAGAAACAGCGAGCAGAAAAGGAAAUCGAAGCAUCGAGAUCCAGCAUGCUGUCCUUCUCAAGAGUAGCACAAAAACUGAGGAAGGAGAUUGAGGAAGCCAGUGAAGAACAAGUGGUGGUUGAAUUGGCUAGAAUGGACGCUUUGAAUGAAAUGAGAGACAUUGAAGCUCUUGAAAAUACAAGGAACAGAUUGAAAGAGGCCAUUGAAGAGAUAAAUGAGUCAAAAGAGCUUGAAAUGAAAUUGGCCACGACAUUGUCUGAUAUUGAUAUGUUGAAGAAUGAGUUGAACUUUGUUAAGAAAAGGGUUGAAAGAGGUGAGAGCAUGGAGCAUGUGGAAGGAGAAUCAAGAGAUGUUGGUGUUUUAGAGACUGCAACAGAAGAAAUAGAGGCAGCAAAGAAGGACUUAGCUUCCAUUAGAGAACAAGGUUUUAAGUUUAUGGCCUCUAUGGAUGUUACAAGAAAUGAGCUGAAGCAUGUGAAUACAGCCACGGUUCAUUUAAAGAACACUGAAUCGAAAAUGGGUGCAAAAGUUCGAAACCUCAGUUACAAGCUCUUGAGAGCGAAAUCUAAAUUAGAAGCGGUGUCUGCUGCAGAGGAAAAGGCCAAAUCAAUAGUCAGUAACUUGUCCCAAACUCUUGAUAAGCUCAAGUCCGAAACAGAAGCAGCGAAAAAAGAAAAAGAGAUCAUAAAUGGAGAGGUUGCAGCCACCAAAGAAGAUAUUAAAAAGGCCUUGUUGGAGAUAAAGGUGAGUGAGGAAGGAUUUGAAGGCGCGAGGCAGGAGCUUGAAGCAGUGAAAUCAUCAGAAGCUAUAGCCUUAGAGAAGCUGAAGAUUCUUACAGAGAAUGUCAUGAGCAUGAGGGAGAGAAUUAGUUUAACAAAGCCUAGUUCCAUAAUUAUCAUCUCAAAGUUUGAAUAUGAGUAUUUGAGAAACCAUGCAAGGAAGGCAAAUGAAAUUGCUGAGAAGAAAGUUGAAGCGGCAAAGGCGUGGGUUGAAGCUGUGAGGGCCAGUGAGAAGGAGAUAAUGAUGAAGACUAAGAUAGCUGCUGCUGAGGCAAGAGAAAAGAGAGAAUCAAAGAAGGGAGACAAGUAUGAGUAUCCAUCAAGAACAAGGCCAAAGAGCAUGACGCCUUCUUCAAGGGGAUCAUCUAAGUUUCAGAAGGCUUCUUCACCUCGUCCUGUCAGUCCUUUCAUUGUUAAGAAGAAGAAAAAAGUUAUACCAAAUUGGACCAAGAUUUUCAGAGGGAAGAAAAACCACCAGCAGUACGUAGCAGCUGGGAAAUUAGUAACUUUAUGACUCAUUCAAGUGACUAGCAAAAACAACAUGUACUUGCCACAUAACUACACUGUACGUACAACUUAUGCUCUCCCAUUCUUCAUUCCCUCAUGGCCACGUUCUUUUCUUUUCACCUUUGUUAAUACACAGUUAUACAGUUAGUUAUGUCCAGAACUGUAUCUUCUUUUUAAUGUUUGUCAGUUUAUUAGUUUUUGUUAGCCGAAUCUUCCUUCCUUCACCCUUUACCACCAAGUCAAUUUUAUUAUCUUCUUCUUAAUUGAUCUAA